AUGCAGCACCCAAAGUCGUUGGCGCUCUUGGGUGCCGUGUGCUCCUUCACGGUGGCUGCUGCUGGCAGCGUGCCACGUGGAGUUGGCCCCGAGUUCGCCUCCUACUACCAGAAUAACGAUGUAUUUGCCUGCAUCGCCAACCCCUCCAUCAAAAUCAGCCUGGAUCGCGUCAACGACGGCUCAUGCGACUGUCCAGAUGGCUCAGACGAACCCGGCACCGCUGCCUGUGCCUUCAUCGACCAUCUUUCCCCUGAACAGCCCCUGAUUGGCAGCCCAACGGGGACUACAAAUACCACUCAGUCCUUGCCUGGAUUCUGGUGUGCCAACAAGGGCCACCUUCCAGCCUACAUUCCGUUUUCCUACGUCAAUGAUGGCAUCUGUGAUUACGAUGUUUGCUGCGACGGAUCAGACGAGUACAGGCAUGCCAAUGGCGUCAAGUGUGCCGACCGCUGUUCAGAGAUUGGCAAAGAAUACCGAAAGCUCGCUGAGGCGAGAAGGAAAAGCGCGGAAAAGGCCAGUGUUAUAAAGCAGCAAAUGCUCAAAGAGGCAAAGGAGCUCCGUCAGGAGGUCGAGCGUCGCAUUACGAUACUGGAGCAAGACAAAAGGAACAUUGAGGCUAGAAAAGCAGAUCUCGAACAAAAGUACGCCGAAGCCUUGAAGGAAGACAGCAACAGAGUUGUUAAGAAAGAAGGCGCUGGCGGCAAGCUUGGUGUCUUGGUUGGCCUUGCCAAGGACAGGGUCGAGGAGCUCCGAGAGGCUCUCAGACUGGUAACAGAAGACCGCGAAGUCCUGCGUGCCAAGAAGAUUGAGCUCGAGGCCAUUCUCAAGCAGUUCAAAGAAGAUUACAACCCUAACUUCAACGACGAGGGAGUCAAGGCUGCCGUUAGGUCAUGGGAUGAUUACGCGGCCCGUGAAGCUGAAUCUGACCAGGCCGAGUUCCAUGAGUCUGACAUCAACGAAAUUCUUAAGGAGGAUGACGAGAGCAAUGGAGUGAACUGGAAGGCUUUCGAUGAGUUUGGCGAGGACACAGACGUCCUUUACAACUUCGAUGCUUACCUACCUCCAUUUAUCCGCAACGUGCUUCAAGAAAAACUCAAGUCUCUUCGCAAAUGGCUCGUCGAGAAUGGCCUGAUUGCCGCUACUCCCAGCGAUGGAUCAGAGUCAAAAGAAGUCAGGACUGCCCGAGAGUACGCCGAAGCGGCUGACGUAGAUCUCAGAAACAAGAUAAGAGAUCUUGAGGCAGACCAGUCAGAUCUCCAGAAGGACUAUGGCCCAUCCGACAUUUUCCGCGCCAUCAAGGGCAAGUGUGCUGAGAUUGACUCUGGCGAAUACACUUAUGAAAUCUGCUGGCUUGAUAAGACAAUGCAGAAAUCCAAAAAGGGCCACGGUUCCACCAACAUGGGCAACUUUGAUAGAAUCGAUAUUGAAAUGGCAGACGAUGACGAGAGGGUGGAUGGUAAGAGCCUUGGCAGUGGACCUAGGAUGGUGAUGCGGUACAACAACGGCCAGACAUGCUGGAACGGCCCCCAAAGACGAACCGACGUCUGGCUCGGAUGCGCGGAGAAGGAGGAGGUCUGGAGAGUAACUGAGGCCGAGAAGUGUGUCUACAAGAUGGAGGUAGGAACACCAGCCGCUUUGGAGCAGAACGCCGGCUCGGCCACUUACACACCGUUCUUGCUACGACUCUACGAUUUCUGGGUUCUCGGAGUAUCAAACCACUUUGCCUGGCAAUGCUCAACAACAAAAAUCCAGCUUCCCCUCUUCAAAGCUACAAUAGGAACAAAACAUCUCGACGUGGGCGUCGGCACGGGUUACUAUCCCGCCAAAACCGUCGAGACUUCAACCCCGUGCAAAGAGAUUACCCUCGUCGACCUCAACCCCAACACGCUCAACCAAGCCGCCGCUCGCAUCAACGAAGCACAAAGUAGCAUCAAGGUAAACACCGUCGUCGCCAACAUCUACGAGCCGCUACCCCUCCCCGCCGGCGAAAAGUUCGACUCCAUCAGCACCUUUUACCUGCUCCACUGCCUCGCGGGCCCCCCUGAGAGCAAGACAAAAGUGUUUGACGUGUUGAAAACCUACGUUGCCGACGACGGCGUCUUCGUGGGCACGACAAUCCUCGGCGAAGAGAGGCCGAUGAAUUUCUUCGCCUCGCGGCUCAUGAAGAUCUACAACGAAAAGGGCAUCUUUGAUAACUGGCAGGACAGCAAGGCCGUGUUUGAGGAGGGCCUGCGGCGGAACUUUGACGAGGUUGAUAUUCAGAUUAUUGGGAGGAGCAUGGUCUGGACGGCGAGGAGGCCCAAGAAGGAAGCAUAA
Trichoderma gamsii is the source of this 2316-nucleotide messenger RNA. Its product is annotated as protein kinase C substrate 80K-H. Lineage: Eukaryota; Fungi; Ascomycota; Sordariomycetes; Hypocreales; Hypocreaceae. The coding region runs from base 1 to 2316 and encodes 771 amino acids. The record is from RefSeq and is a predicted model, not a curated record. Gene Ontology annotation, biological process: N-glycan processing. Gene Ontology annotation, cellular component: glucosidase II complex. The transcript has 4 exons.